AUGGAGGUCCAUGCAUUGCGCUGGCGCUGCAACUCGAAAUCCCACGGACUGCUGAUUUUUCACACACGAGAUCUCUACAUAGAGCAUAUGCAACAAGCUCAUCGGGGGACUUUCAGUGAAGUUCAGCUCCGGGUGCUAGCUGACAGGAAUGCACGAGCUGUUGACCCACUUCUCGAGUCAUGUCCAUUCUGUGGCUCAACCGACACUCCGCAAGGGGGCACGAUAAUGGAGCAUAUUGUUGGCCAUUUGAGGUUUCUUGCUCUAAAGUCACUACCGCCUUACCAGGAUGAAGGGUCGGAAGAGUCGGAUGGCGGCAGCGCUACCUCACAAGCAUCGAAACCCCGUAACAGGAGCACCAUAGACAACGAUCCGGAUAGAUUUACACUCCUUAAAUUUGAAGAUAGGGGCAGCGAUACAGUCAAUGAGGGUCGCGGUGUUGAACAAGACAACACUUCGAGUGAUGGAUACAGCAGUUUGGCUUCGGAGCGUCCAGUUGGCCUUGCCAACAUGGCGUCGUUACCCAAUCUCGCUAGCUCAAGUCCAAUUGAGGAAUGGGACAAUUUCAUUCUUGGUCCUCCAACUGGAAGCAAUAACUCACAAGAAAGCGCAAGGCAAUUUGAAUGGGGAUUUGUGACAACUAGUAUGGAAAAAUAUGCGGCUGUCGAUGACCCAGUGCUUGAAGAAUUUUCUAGCAAACGACCUCAUCCUCAUCCGCUAUCCAUGGAUCGAUCUCAGGAAGAGUCCAACACAAAUGAUACGGCUAAAGGUCAUAUGCAUAGUAUACAUGACAUCCAAGCAAACAAAGCAGUCGUUCCGAUAAAUGAGACACCUCAACAGCCCCAUCCGAUGCCGGCACCACAGCCAGUGGAUAUGCCAGCCCCAGGAUAUGAAGCUCUUCAGCCAUCUGAGACACCACCAGAGAAGACACCAUUUGACACUACAGAGCAGUUAUUCUAUCCCACGCUACCGGUGCAGAAAACGCCUCCAUCGUGGCCAGUACAAACUGCAGAGGAAACCCGGCGGGACUCGGCAAAAUCCGAGACUGAUAGGCUAUCGGACGCUAACUCUGCAUUAAGAGCCCAUCAACAGAGCGAUGGAAAUCUCGGCGACCUCGAAUCAAGUAGCAAGAAGCCUCUGAGAUCUGAAAAAUCAGAAUUUACACAAGGGGAGGAUCGGCCUGGGUCACCCAGCUCACUCCUGUCCAUUCCGGACGUAUCAGAAAGUGACAGCAUUAGUCAAUCACCGUCGCCACUACAUGUCCCCGUGGCAGACGCAUCGGAAAUUGACAAAAUAAGUCCACCACCAUCGCCACUACAUGGUGAUUCUUCCAAAGCAGGCCAUAAGGAUAUUACUUCUAUGCAGCUUUCCGGGGAGGUUAGUGGCGUCUCUGAUGCUCCCGCUACUAAACCCCUACCCGAAGCCACCCCUGGUCCAGCCCAGGAACUCGGGUCUAUUCUGGCCGACAGCACAUCAGUGGGACAAGUUCACAGAUCACCCUCGAACGUCCCCAAAGGGAAUGCCAUCGAUGACUCCGUUCUGGAUGACAUGAUCUCACGACUUCUCAGUCUUAUCGAUACCUCGACUAAAAAGGGCCGUAAACGCCUAUUUAGCCUCGCCAGCACCACAGCAAAGAAAAGCCCCUGCAUUAACAGCAGCGAGAUUGAAAUGAUAUGUACUGCCUCUCGGGAGUUAUUUCUUUCGCAACCCACGCUCUUAGACCUCAAAGCACCCGUGAAGGUCGUCGGUGAUAUCCAUGGCCAAUUCGCCGACCUAAUCCGCCUAUUCCAACUCUGUGGCUUCCCACCCGCAACCAACUACCUCUUCCUCGGCGACUACGUGGACCGCGGGAAAAAUAACCUCGAAACCAUCCUCCUCUUACUCUGUUAUAAACUGCGCUAUCCGGAGAAUUUCUUCCUGCUACGCGGUAACCACGAAUGCGCAGGCAUAACCCGAAUCUACGGCUUCUACGAUGAAUGCAAGCGCAGAACAAACGUCAAGACCUGGAAGAAAUUCGUCGAAGUCUUUAAUUGCAUGCCUAUCGCUGCUCUAAUCGCUAGUAAGAUUUUCUGCGUGCACGGUGGUCUAUCGCCUGACUUGGUCGAUAUGGGGCAAAUUCGCCAGAUCACUCGGCCCUGUGAUGUCCCGGAUUCGGGCCUACUGACCGACCUGCUCUGGAGUGAUCCUGAGGAUACGGAAGAGGACUGGGGGGAAAAUGAUCGGGGCGUGAGCUAUCUCUUUGGCAAGAAGGUUAUUACCAAUUUUUUGCAGCGCCAUGAUAUUGAUCUUAUCUGUCGGGCUCACCAGGUUGUUGAGGAUGGGUAUGAGUUUUACCAGGAUCGUCUUUUGGUGACAAUUUUCUCGGCUCCGAAUGUAAGUCCUAGUCCCCCGCUCUGA
Molecule: messenger RNA, 2394 nt
Organism: Penicillium manginii
Lineage: Eukaryota; Fungi; Ascomycota; Eurotiomycetes; Eurotiales; Aspergillaceae
Exons: 1
Coding region: 1-2394 (797 amino acids)
Cellular component (GO): nucleus; cytoplasm
Molecular function (GO): protein serine/threonine phosphatase activity
Source: RefSeq, a predicted model, not a curated record